Messenger RNA from Perca fluviatilis (European perch), 1538 nucleotides. It is a transcript of the gene timm44, whose product is annotated as translocase of inner mitochondrial membrane 44 homolog (yeast). Bases 92 to 1474 code for a protein of 460 amino acids. Gene Ontology annotation, biological process: protein import into mitochondrial matrix. The transcript is spliced from 13 exons. Gene Ontology annotation, molecular function: protein-folding chaperone binding. Gene Ontology annotation, cellular component: mitochondrial inner membrane. Lineage: Eukaryota; Metazoa; Chordata; Actinopteri; Perciformes; Percidae. The record is from RefSeq and is a predicted model, not a curated record.
GGUAAAUCGCACGGAGAGAUAUUCUCUGGUGUCAAAUGAGCGCUCCAGACCCCCCCCUAGUGGAAAUGGAAGGUCAGUCAUUACGUUCAAGAUGGCGACCCCCUUGUGUCAGUGUUACCAGAUAUGUGUAAGAAGAGGCUUGGUGGCAUUCCCUUCCUCUUACCUGCUACUUCACAACAGACUCAAUGUUUACAGGAUACGUGGGGUCCUGACAUGCUCUUCACCGGUGCCUCGGUCACCUCUUCUGCAGGUAAGGCAUUUGUCAGGGGAGAGAGGUGGUGGCAGAAAAGGUUUCCUGGGGGAGCUUCUGGAAAACAUUAAGCAGGAGCUUAACAAGAACAAAGAAAUGAAAGACAACAUCAAGAAGUUCCGGGAAGAAGCUAAGAAACUGGAGGAGUCCGAUGCAUUGAAACAAGCUCGAAGGAAAUUUAAAACUAUAGAGUCUGAAACAGUGAAGACCUCCGAUGUUCUGAGGAAGAAGUUGGGAACCAUCUCUGAGACAGUUAAAGAGGGGCUAGAGGAGGUCAGCCGUACAGAUAUUGGGAAGAAAAUCAAGGAUGGAAUGGAGGAAGCAGCCAAAACAGCGAAGACCUCAGCAGAGUCCGUCUCUAAAAGUGGAGAGAUGUUGGGGAAGACUGGUGCGUUCAGAGCAAUAUCAAAGGGCAUGGAGAGUGUAAAGAAAGACAUUGGUGAACUGGGUCACACUGGCCCUUACCGGCCUCCUGCCAGACUCAGGAAGAGGAGUGAGUUCUCCUCCAAGGGGGCAGGGGAUGGCAGCAAGGUCUUCGAAGCCAACGAGGAAGCAAUGGGUGUGGUGCUCCACAAAGACUCAAAAUGGUACCAGCAGUGGAAGGACUUCAAAGACAACAAUAUGGUCUUUAACAGGUUCUUUGAGAUGAAGAUGAAGUAUGAUGAGAGUGACAACGCCCUCAUCAGAGCAACUCGUGCUGUCACCGACAAGAUGACUGACAUCAUAGGUGGGCUGUUUUCUAAGACCGAGAUGUCUGAAGUACUCACUGAGAUUUUGAAGGCGGACCCAUCCUUUGACAAAGAUUCUUUCCUCAAGCAGUGUGAACGAGAUAUCAUCCCCAAUAUACUGGAGGCGAUGAUCAGAGGGGAGCUGGAGAUACUGAAGGACUGGUGUUAUGAAGCGACAUACAGCCAGCUGGCACACCCAAUUCAGCAAGGCAAGGCCAUGGGACUUCAGUUCCACUCUAAGAUCCUGGACAUUGACAAUAUUGAUUUGGCCAUGGGGAAGAUGAUGGACCAGGGUCCCGUGCUGAUUAUAACUUUCCAGGCUCAGUUGGUCAUGGUGAUCCGAAACACCAAAGGAGACCUGGUGGAGGGAGACCCUCAAAAAGUGCUCCGGAUGAUGUACGUGUGGGCUCUGUGUCGAGACCAGGAGGAGCUCAACCCAUAUGCUGCCUGGAGACUACUUGACAUCUCCGCCUCUAGCACCGAGCAGAUCCUCUAAGACUCUUUGAUCCGCACAAAAGCAACAAACAAACAAAAAAAACAAGCACUCAGAGAGAGAACAU